Molecule: messenger RNA, 657 nt
Organism: Schistocerca piceifrons (Central American locust)
Lineage: Eukaryota; Metazoa; Arthropoda; Insecta; Orthoptera; Acrididae
Exons: 4
Coding region: 1-657 (218 amino acids)
Source: RefSeq, a predicted model, not a curated record
AUGUAUGUUUAUGAAACAAACCCCAAUGAAAUUAUAAGUAAAAGUAAAUCAUUAAGCAAUAAAAUGUCAAGUGGUCUUGAUGAAGUACCUGAUUUCAUAUUAAAAACAUGCGCUCACCACAUAGAAAACCCCUUGGCAAAAAUUUUCAACCUCUCUUUAAAAACUGGUGUAUUUCCAGAUAUUUUUAAAAUAGCAAAAGUUACGCCAAUGCUAAAAAAAGGUUCUUCUGAAAAAAAUAUCAAACUACCGACCCGUGUCACAGUUAAAAAGUCUAAAUCUACACAGACACCAAUUUUCGAAUUCUUAGACUGCAUUUUAAAAUCCCUUGAUCAACAUAAAUUAGCUGCAGGUAUUUUUCGAGAUCUAUCAAAAGCCUUUGAUAUCCUGGACCAUAACAUUCUGCUCGAAAAAUUAGAAAGACGAGGAGCUACAACAAGGAAAGCAACAGUACUGCAGGCAUACUAUGCACAGUUCCACUCACUAGUCCGAUAUGGGAUCGUUUUCUGGGGAUACUCAAUUCAUAGUGUAAAGGGACUACCUCCUGAAAACAAGCAAACUGCUACAGAACAAAAAUGUACACAACUAUGGUACCAGAGGGAAAUCAAAUAUACAUCAAAAAUAUCACAGAACAACCACCUAUUAGAGGAGCAUAAUUAA